Messenger RNA from Hansenula anomala, 696 nucleotides. RefSeq names its product ubiquitin carboxyl-terminal hydrolase. NCBI's taxonomy places the organism in Eukaryota, Fungi, Ascomycota, Saccharomycetes, Phaffomycetales, Wickerhamomycetaceae. Bases 1 to 696 code for a protein of 231 amino acids. The record is from RefSeq and is a predicted model, not a curated record. Gene Ontology annotation, molecular function: cysteine-type deubiquitinase activity. Gene Ontology annotation, cellular component: cytoplasm. Gene Ontology annotation, biological process: protein deubiquitination; ubiquitin-dependent protein catabolic process. The transcript has a single exon.
AUGUCACAAUCAGUCAUUCCAUUAGAAUCUAACCCAGAAAUUUUCACUCAAUUUGCCCAUAAAUUGGGUCUUUCCCAAUCGUUUGUGUUUCAUGAUGUCUAUUCAUUAACCGAUAAAGAUUUACUUUCAUUUAUACCACGUCCAAGUCCAGCUAUAAUUCUAUUAUUUCCAAUCACACCAGAUUAUGAAAAGGCUAGAUUAGCUGAAGAGGAAAAAUCAAAAGGUAGCACCGAUGAUGAAAAUGUUGUUUGGUUCAAACAAACUGUUAAAAAUGCUUGUGGUUUGUAUGCUUUAUUAAAUUCAAUUUCAAACUUAGAUGAAGUUAGUUAUGAGCCAAAUUCUAGAAUUGUUGAAUUUAAAAAAUCUUAUAAGGACAUUUCUAAAUUAGAACAAUUGGUGGAAAAUUUGAAAAAAGAUUAUACAGAUGCAGCCACAUCAGGAGAAACUCAAGCUCCAGAUGCUGAAGAAGAUACAUCAUUACAUUUCAUUGCAUUUAUUAAGAAAGACGGUCAUAUUUAUGAAAUGGAUGGAAGACGUAAAGGACCAUUGGAUUUGGGUGAAGCUCAAGAAUCGAACAGUGAAGAUGUCUUGGGUGAGUCAACAGUUGUUGAAAGAUUUCAACGUUAUAUUGAAUUAUCAGAUGAUGAAAACAAAUUGAAUUUCUCAUUAAUGGCCUUAGCUCCAUCUUUUGAAUGA